GUGAAGUUCAACCUUACAGGAAUUUGCUUGAGAACUGCAACAGUCGGCAUUUGAACGGCGAAAAAGGUAUAAAUAUUCAGCAGACAUCACGAUUUUUCGUCCCCUGAGUUGGGCUAAUCUGAAUCUUGAAGAACGGACUCAUCAUCAAUGGAUCGACUGGAUGAUUCCGCGAAGCUCAUGAUAGUUUCUGAUCUUGAUUUAACAAUGGUCGAUCAUGACGAUGAUGAGAACACAUCGCUUCUCAAGUUUAAUGCUCUAUGGGAAGCCUACUACCGUCGGAAUUCUCUUCUUGUGUUCUCAACUGGAAGAUCGCCGACGAGUUACAGAAAGUUGAGAAGGGAAAGGCCUCUGUUGACUCCAGAUUUGACGAUAAUGUCGGUUGGAACGGAGAUUGCUUAUGGCGAUUUGAUGGUUUCAGAUGAUAAAUGGGAACAAUUUCUGAAUUGGAAGUGGAAUCGAGAUGUAGUUGUGGAGGAAACCCUAAGAUUUCCGGAACUCAAGCCGCAGUCAGAAACGGAGCAACGGCCUUUCAAGGUUAGCUUCUUCAUAGAGAAGGAUAAAGGUCCCCAAGUGGCGGAUGCUCUGUCUGAUUGCUUGGAGAAACGAGGGUUGGAUGUAAAAGUAAUCUACAGCAGUGGAAUUGCUUUAGAUAUAUUGCCAAAACGUGCUGGCAAAGGAGAGGCGCUUGCAUAUCUUCUCAAGAAGUUCAAAGCUGAUGGGAAAGUUCCAGCCAAUGUUCUUGUUUGCGGCGACUCUGGAAACGACACCGAGCUUUUCAGUGUCCCCAAUGUCUAUGGUGUAAUGGUAAGCAAUGCACAGGAAGAGCUACUGCAAUGGUACGCCGAGAAUGUGAAGGACAACCUGAAAAUAACUCAUGCAACUGAGAGAUGUGCAGGAGGGAUCAUAGAGGCUAUAGGCCGCUUCCAACUUGGUCCAAAUCUGUCCCCUAGAGACAUUAUAGAUUUCAAAGGCUGCUGCUGCAAAGUGGAGACGACUGAUCCUUAUUUUGAAGUCGUGAAAUUUUAUGUGCUUUACGAAAGAUGGAGGCGCGGUGAAGUCGAGAAGUUGGAGGUGUAUCUUGAACAUCUGAAGUCCAUCUUUCAUGCAGAAGGGAUAGUUGUGGAUACGAGCGGGAACGAGCGAAGUAGAGAGGAAUUGGUAGAUGGAAUGAGAGGGUUAUAUGGUGACAUGAAGGGCACCCAAUUUCGAAGCUGGGUUGAUGGACUCUCCUCCUCAGAGAUCGGAUCGGAUUCUUGGCUUCUCAAGUUCAACAAGUGGGAAUCAUAUUCUUCCUCGUCUUCAUUAUCAUCAUCAGGGAAUCAGUUCAUGGGGAGCUCAACUACAAUUCUAAUGACCUUACAAAGAAAGGUAUCAGAGGAUGGUUUGAUAUGGAUGCACGUGCAUCACACAUGCUUGGAUGGUUCACAUUCACAUCAAGAAUUACAACACUUCUAAAACCAGUUUUCCUGAAGAAGAAGUAUGUAUCUAUUUCCAUUCUUAAUUUCACUUUAGAAAUUGUUUUUAUGUUAGAAUAAAUCAUAUUGAGGGUUAAA
Messenger RNA from Cucurbita maxima (winter squash), 1553 nucleotides. Its product is annotated as sucrose-phosphatase 1-like. The record is from RefSeq and is a predicted model, not a curated record. The transcript has 7 exons. Bases 148 to 1455 code for a protein of 435 amino acids. NCBI's taxonomy places the organism in Eukaryota, Viridiplantae, Streptophyta, Magnoliopsida, Cucurbitales, Cucurbitaceae. Gene Ontology annotation, biological process: sucrose biosynthetic process. Gene Ontology annotation, molecular function: sucrose-phosphate phosphatase activity; magnesium ion binding.